Molecule: messenger RNA, 1467 nt
Organism: Morchella sextelata
Lineage: Eukaryota; Fungi; Ascomycota; Pezizomycetes; Pezizales; Morchellaceae
Exons: 3
Coding region: 1-1467 (488 amino acids)
Biological process (GO): triglyceride biosynthetic process
Cellular component (GO): endoplasmic reticulum membrane
Molecular function (GO): diacylglycerol O-acyltransferase activity
Source: RefSeq, a predicted model, not a curated record
AUGGCCGCCCGGUCGACUUCGGCCACGUCCACUUCAAUCUCUCUCCCAUCAGCAGGCACAGCUAUCCUACUCGCCUCCCCGGCCGAAGCAAUCCCCGAUGUCGCGCCACCACAGACAAGCAGCAAAAAUGGCGGCGGCGGCGGCGACAUUUACAAACACAUCUAUGCAAUCCACUCGCAGCCGCGGACCUCAACCCUGAGUCACGACAGCAUCGACAGCCCCUCCUUUAUUGGCUUCAGAAACCUCAUGGUGAUAGUGCUCAUCGUCGGGAACCUUCGGCUGGUGAUCGAGAACUACAUGAAGUACGGCGUGCUCGUCCAGAUCUCGGGAUCAGAGUUCCGGGGGGAGGACCUCAAGAUGUUUGUGCUCCUGUAUCUGCUGAUCCCGGCACACCUGUUUGUGGGCUUCCUCAUUGAGCUCGUGGCCUCGAUCCAUGCGCGGGGCGCGCACGCACAGAACAAGAAGAACGACAACCAGGAGCUGCGGCUGCGGGCAGCGUGGGGGAUCAUUGCGGGCGCGCAUGUGGUGAAUGCGACGCUGAGUCUGGGAGUGGCCAAUUGGGUCGUGUAUUACAAGAUACACCAUCCUCUGAUUGGGACCUUUUGCGAAUUUCAUGCUGUGAUCGUCUGGCUUAAGCAGCUUUCUUACGCACUGACCAACCGCGACCUCCGCACCGCAUACCUCCUCUCCGCGCCGACGCCAGCCAUCUAUGCCUCGGCGCCCUACCCCUCCAACAUCACCCUCACAAACCUAACCUACUUCUGGUUCGCCCCAACCCUCGUCUACCAGCCUGUCUACCCGCGCUCGCCCUCCUUCCGCCCCAGCUUCUUCUUCAAGCGUCUCUUCGAAGUGCUCGCCCUCUCCAUCACCAUCUGGUUCCUCUCCGCGCAAUACGCCGUCCCAGUGCUCCAAAACUCGCUCCCAGCCAUGGGCCAACUCCAAAUCGUCCAUGUUAUCGAACGCCUCAUGAAGCUCUCGACCAUCAGCCUCGUCAUCUGGCUCGCCGGCUUCUUCGCGCUCUUCCAGUCGGGCCUUAACGCGCUCGCCGAGCUCCUCUGCUUCGGCGACCGCGAGUUCUACACCGACUGGUGGAACAGCGGCAGCGUCGGCACAUACUGGAAGACGUGGAACAAGCCCGUCAACCACUUUAUGCGCCGCCACAUCUAUGCGCCGCUGCUGGGGCGCGGGUGGAGCCCGCAGAACGCCAGCAUCGUCGUGUUUACGUUCUCGGCGGUGCUGCAUGAGCUGCUGGUCGGCGUGCCGACGCAUAAUAUCAUUGGCGUGGCGUUUGCGGGGAUGAUGUUCCAGAUCCCGUUGGUGGCGAUUACGCAGCCGCUGGAGAAGAUCAGGGGCAAGGGGAGCGUGGUGGGGAAUGUCAUCUUUUGGGUCAGCUUUUGUUUGGUGGGGCAGCCGUUUGCGGCGUUGUUGUACUAUUUUACGUGGCAGGCGAAGUUUGGGAAGAGUUGA